Molecule: messenger RNA, 3042 nt
Organism: Microthlaspi erraticum
Lineage: Eukaryota; Viridiplantae; Streptophyta; Magnoliopsida; Brassicales; Brassicaceae
Source: the annotation of a GenBank genome assembly
AUGAGAAGCAUGAGACUGUUUCUUUUACUUUCUCUCAAUGCUCUCGUGUUACUUGAAGCAUAUCGUUUUACCGAUGAAACUGAUAGGCAAGCAUUGUUGGAGUUCAAGUCUCAAGUGUCCGAAGACAGAGGUUUUUUGUCCUCAUGGAAUAACUCAUUUCCUCUGUGCAACUGGAAAGGGGUUACAUGUGGCCGCAAACACAAGAGAGUUAUCAGUUUGGACCUCGGAGGUUCGCAAUUAAGCGGAGUGAUAUCACCAUCCAUUGGUAAUCUUUCGUUUCUCAUAUCACUUAAUCUCUCUAUGAAUGCUUUUGGUGGAACCAUCCCUCAAGAGGUGGGAAACUUGUUUAGACUUAGAAACCUGUAUCUACACUCAAAUAUCCUUGGAGGAAGGAUUCCAGCUAGUCUGUCUAACUGCUCUAGAUUGUUCGACCUUUAUUUAGGUAGUAACCAUCUUGAACAAGGUGUUCCUUCAGAACUAGGUUCUUUGACAGAGCUUUAUGUUUUGUAUCUUGGCAAUAACAACUUGAAAGGGAAAAUCCCUGCCUUUCUCGGAAACUUAACAUCACUGUCAAUUCUUGAUGUUGGAAGCAACAACAUGAAAGGAGGAGUUCCUGAUGAUAUAGCUAGACUUACUCAAUUAGAUGCUCUUCAAAUAACAGAGAACAAUCUGUCUGGUGUUUUUCCUCCCGUUAUCUACAAUAUGUCCUCACUCGAGUAUUUAUACAUCGCCUUUAAUAAUUUCUCCGGUGGCCUCAGACCGGAUUUUGGUACUUUGCUACCAAACCUUCUAGAGUUAAAUCUUGGAAAGAAUUAUUUCACAGGAGCCAUUCCAACCACACUUUCCAAUAUCUCGACCCUUGAAAAGCUAGCAAUCAACAACAACAGUUUGACAGGAAGUAUUCCUCGGAGCUUUCGAAAACUAGGGAAUUUGCAAUGGCUACAUCUUCAUGGUAAUUCUUUGGGAAGAUACACUGCCGGAGAUCUUGAAUUUCUUGAUGCUUUGACUAACUGCACCCAACUAGAAUCAUUAUUGGUUAGUGAUAAUAGGCUUGGCGGUGACUUGCCUGCUUCCAUUGCCAAUCUGUCCGAGAACCUCAUCUCUUUUAGUCUUCAAAACAAUUUCAUAUCUGGAAGCAUUCCUUACGAGAUUGGGAAUCUCAUAAGUCUACAAACAUUUGGGUUAGGAGGCAAUAUGUUGGCUGGACCACUCCCCAUUUCUAUAAGUGAGCUCUCAGGAUUGAAGGUAUUGAGUCUUAGUUCAAAUAGAAUGUCAGGAGAGAUACCAUCUUCUGUAGGCAACAUCACUCGGUUGGAAAAACUCAGUUUGUUCGACAACAGUUUUGAAGGAACAGUUCCUCCGACUCUCGGUAAUUGCACCUACCUGCUACAUUUGUUGAUGGGGUAUAAUAAGCUUCAUGGGGCUAUACCACGAGAGAUUGUGCAACUUUCACCCCUUCUCACUCUGAGCAUGGAAGGUAAUUCCUUAACCGGCUCUUUACCAAAAGAUGUUGGACGAUUGGUACAUCUUGUUAAACUAUCUGUUGAGCAUAAUAAUUUAUCAGGCAGAGUCCCACAGGGCUUGGGAAAUUGUCUCUCAAUGGAAGAAAUUUAUCUCCAAGGGAAUUAUUUUGAUGGAGAUAUUCCAGAUUUAAGAGGGUUGGUGGGUGUUAAAAGAGUUGACUUGUCUAACAAUAAUCUCUCUGGAAGUAUACCUGGUUAUUUUGCAAACUUUUCCAAGUUGCAGUAUCUCAAUCUAUCCAUCAACAAUUUAGAGGGAAGGGUGCCAACAGAUGGAAAAUUUCAGAAUGCUACUAUAAUAUCAAUAUUUGGAAACAAAGAUCUAUGUGGAGGCGUCAAGGAAGUUCAACUAAAGCCAUGCUCUGCACAACCACCACCGAAGAGAACAAAGCGUCCUUUUUAUUUAAGGAAAGUUGUGAUCGGGCUUAGCACAUGCUUAGCUUUGCUUUUGUUGUUGUUCAUAGCUUCGGUUUCUCUGAUUUGGUUCAAAAAAAGAAAGAAGAACCAGCAUACCAAUAAUCCAACUCCUUCCACUUUGGGGGCCACCCGUGAAAAGAUAAGCUAUGGAGAUCUUCGAAACGCCACAGAUGGCUUCUCUUCAAGUAAUUUGAUCGGAUCAGGAAGCUUUGGUACUGUGUUUAAGGCAUUGCUCCCAACGGAGAACAAUCUUGUUGCUGUUAAAGUGUUAAACAUGCAGAGACAUGGCGCAAUGAAGAGCUUUAUGGCGGAAUGUGAAUCCUUGAAGGACAUAAGGCAUCGUAAUCUUGUGAAACUGUUGACAGCUUGCUCGAGUAUUGAUUUCAAAGGGAACGAGUUCAGAGCUCUUAUCUACGAGUUCAUGCCAAAUGGGAGCUUGGAUAUGUGGCUGCACCCGGAAGAAGUGGAAGAGACUCGUAGGCCUUCAAGAACAUUGACACUUAUUGAAAGGCUCAACAUUACCAUAGACGUGGCUUCUGUUUUGGACUAUCUUCAUGUUCAUUGUCAUGAACCUAUAGCUCAUUGCGAUCUCAAGCCAAGCAACAUCCUCUUAGACGAUGAUUUGACUGCACAUGUUAGCGACUUUGGUCUCGCUCGUGUGCUCCUCAAAUUUGACAAAGACUACUUCCUCAAUCAACUCAGCUCGGGCAACGUUAGAGGAACCAUUGGCUAUGCCGCACCAGAAUAUGGAACAGGAGGGCAGCCAUCAAUACAUGGUGAUGUGUAUAGCUUUGGGGUUCUUGUUUUGGAAAUGUUCACCGGAAAACGGCCAACGAGUGAGCUAUUUGGGGGAAACUGUACCCUUCACAGCUACACCAAGUCGGUGUUGCCAGAGCGAGUAUUGGACAUCGCAGACCAAUCCAUUCUUCACAGCGGUCUCAGAGUUGGUUUCCCUGCUGCUGAGUGCUUGACAUUGGUUUUGGAUGUGGGUCUUAGGUGUUGUGAAGAAUCACCAAUGAACCGGUUGGCGACUGCUCAAGCCACAAAGGAGUUAAUCUCAAUCAGAGAGAGGUUCUUUAAAACCAGAAGAACAGCUAGACGCUGA